UAGCGGGCAGGCCAAGCCAUCUGCUAGUGAGUUAUCUGGUCUACUCAGUGUUUGCUAGUCACAUCCAUAUUUACCAAACAUGUCACUCUGUUAACACAGGCUUUACUGUAUCCAAAUGAAGCAGGUGAUUGGAAGAAGCCCAGGAUUUGCCAAAGGUGAAUCGUGUCACUAACCUGACCACCCUCUACGACAAAAUAGCAUUUUCUGCCGACAUGGGGAGAGCAGAGGAUGUUGUUUGCCUGGAUGUCGGCAAAGCGUUCAACACAGUUUCCCACAGUCUUCUCCUGGACAAGCUGGCAAGGUGCAGACAAGAUGGGUAGGAAACUGGCUUACAGGCUGUGCUCAGAGGGUGGUGAUGGAUGGUUUUUACUCAGGUCUGCUGGUUUGGGAGGCUUCACCAGACUCUGUGAGUCUAGGAAAUGUGGUUUUGUUACCCAGUAGCUGUCUUCUCUAUUAGCUGCUUUUCAGUGAUUUCUGCUCUUCCACAGUGCAGUGAAAUAGAUGUUCCACCCAGAGCCUUUUUCUUGGAAGAAAAUCAUCCUACAGAGUCUUUUUUCUUCUGUUUUUAACCAGAACACUGUCUCUAUAAGGCUGCAGGCUGUUGAAUUGCAUUGAGGAUGAUGGCUUCCGCUCAGCGCUGUGUUGCAACACCUUUCACGAUACAAUUCUAGGGUCACAACUGUCUUAACUUGGCUGCACAGAUGCUUUUAACAGAAAUACCUCCAUAUGUUAUGCAAUCUGCAGUGCCAGUAUCUAGGCCCUGCCCUCUGGUCUCUUCCCUCCCACUCCCUCUUUCUUUCUGCUAUCAGUGCCCUCCCCACCUCUCCCUUCAUUCCUCAGGACUGCUCAGAGAGGAGCUGAUCUUCUUCUGGGGUUAAGCAGAGUGAAUAAUGCUGUCAUUAGCAAAGAGAAGACAAUGUGAAACGCAGUCAGCCUGUGAUGCUUGUAUAUCAGGUGAUGCAAAAAUAUGGAAAGUCCAUGAUGUUGUUAGAGAAGAAAUCUACAGGAUUUGCUUUCUGCCAAGUUAAGCUGAUGCAGCUCGUUCUUUCCAGAUCAGGCUGUUUAUAUUCUCUGCCUUUUUCCUAUGCCAUUCUUUCUCUUUUUUUUCCCCCAAACCACUGACCAUAAUUGUUUAAAAUACAGGCUUUACAUGUGAAUGGUUCUUUUUGGGAAGCGGAACUUUCCAUACUGCUGCUUUUCAGCUACAUAUGGAGAGAGUGCUAGGGAGGCAGUCAGGGCUGACUGACAACCUAGUGCUGUGGCCAGGGAAAUUCUGGCACAGCUACAUUCAGCUGUCUGCUUUACACAUGAAGAUCCUUAAGCUCAAUGUAAGUUUACCAUUUCAGCUAAACAAUAGAGCAAUUAUUCUGAGGGAAUAGAAGGGAGGAGUUAUUGCAGGGUUGUUUUAUAGCAUCUUUCCUAGACCUUAAACACCAGUAUUAUCCUUCUCUUCCACAUUCUCAAUGCUGCUUUCAGGUAUUGGUUCACUGUUGUAUAUAGGAGGGAGAGACAGGGUGCGUACAUGUAUGUGUAAUGGGUGGUAUUUUUAUAAAGAAUCAUUGUGGUAGGAAUUUCUUGUCCAAAAUUCUAUUUUUUCUGGGACAGACUUAAAUAUUAGAAUGAUGUGGAUGCUCAACACUUUGAAGGAGUGGUCUUCUGGCACAGUGAGGAAGCACUUGACUUUCUCUACUGGUUUUGGCUGGGAUAGAGUUAAUUUUCUUCAUAGUAGCUGGUAUGGUGCUAGGUUUUGGAUCUGUGACCAGUGUUGAUAGCACAGGCAUGUUGUAGCUGUUGCUGAGCAGUGCUUGCACAGCGUCAAGGUCUUUUCUGCUUCUCGCCCUGCCCCACCAGUGAGCAGGCUGGGGUUGUGCAAGAAGCUGGGAGGGGAGGCAGCUGGGACGGCUGACCCCAACUGACCCAAGGGAUAUCCCACACCAUAUGACGCUGUGCUCGGCAAUAAAAGCUGAGGGAAGAAGGAGGAAGAGGGGCAUUCAGAGUUACGGCGUUUGUCUUCCCAAGUCACUGUUACGCGUGGUGGAGCCCUGCUUUCCCAGGGAUGGCUGAACGCCUGCCUGCAAUGGGAAGUAGUGAAUGAAUUCCUUUUGCUUUGCUUGCGUGCGCGGCUUUUGCUUUACCUGUUAAACUGCCUUUAUCUCAACCUGUGAGUUUUUGCACUUUUACCCUUCCAAUUCUCCUCCCCAUCCUGCUAUGGGGGUGUGAGCGAGCGGCUGCGUGGGGCCAAGCUGCCCAGGGGGGCUGACCCACAACACUCUCCCCUAAGCAAGCAGGCGCAUGAAGCGGAGGCAGUGUCAAGCUAUUAAUUCAGCAUGCUGCCCCAGCUAACUAAUUCUGCAUCAGCUGGCUUCCCUUCACUGCUUCCAGCCUCGGAGCAGCCCGGCCCCACGUGAAGCCGUGUAUUUCUGCACGGCACCAUGUUUUUCUGCGUAACCAAACCUGAUGAUUUGUGUACAACACCCCAGGAGAGAGCAAUGAAUCAAUUGUAAAAGUCUAAAAAAUGGACGUUUGUGAUUUGUGAGCUCUACCAGCUUCUGAGCAAGAAAUCGCACAGCUGACGUGUAUAAUGUAACAGGAGAAGGAAGUCUAUUAAACGUGACCCCCCUGCCAGCAGCAGCUUACACUGUGCCAAGAGUAACCCUAGAAAUUCUUCGUAAAAUAGCAUGUUGGCUCACGUUCUACCAAGAAACUCAAGGAAAGCAACUCUAUACCUUGCUAAUCUCUGAAUCUUGAUAAGCACUGGAGUUGGGGCUGGCCUGAGGAAGUUGUGAUUUAAAAAGAAAUGCUGUAUAUUUGGGCGCUUUGAAGACUUAGCAACAUAGGCGAAGGAUACCAGAAUGCUGAGGACUUGGCUCUUGGUGUGGCAGGUUGGGCCACCAGUGUGCAAGGUUUAGAAAGGUGGCACCAUGGGUGGGGAGGGAAAGGGGACCACAUCAGGAGGUGCAUGGGAAGCGGCGUGGCUGUAAGAGACCAAAGCAACAGCUUAAUCCCCUAUUCCAGGCUGGGAGAUGGGGGUAAACUUUUUGUUGCCCAAAUGAGGAGAGCAUCGACUUCAUCCCUGCUGUGGGGAGCAGGGGAGAUCACCCCACCUCCAGACCUGCAGGACACAUCCUGCUCUCCAGGGCAAUUUGCAACCAUCAAACCCAGUUUGUGAAGUGAUGGCGUAUGGGGGCCUUGGUGGAAUGUCAAAUUCCUGUGUAAUGCAAGUUGUUAAUAACACCAGAAAGUCACUUUGUAGACAAACCAUAAAAUAACACCCAUUUAGAGCAGGAGCUCGCUCUCCCAAGGCCAAGAUACAGCAAAGUCUCUAAGCUCUUAACCUCCAGCUACAACAGUUGCAUUUUUACCAGGAAAGAGUUUGAAGUCUAAAUGUUUUAAAGGGAAUUUCCAAUAGGUGAACAUUGUUCCUGUUUUGCUGUUGUCCCUAACUUCCUGUUGCCAAAUGUGUCUGGCAGAGAAUUCCAGUCCUAAACCACCGAGCAAGAAGUGGAGGAAAGGCACGGCAGGCACCAACCAUGGCACCAAGCAGCGUGGUGGUGGGCAGGGAAGGGACGCCAAACUAACAAUGUGACGGUAGGCAGGGUGACGAAGGGGCUGACAAUGCCCUCCCUCAGCCCCUCGCCACCCUGCCUGGAUCCUGCCCUGAGCCCCGCACGCCUCCCUCCUGCAGCCAGGAGAGAAGGGGGUUCCCACUAAAGGGUCCCUGCUAAACCCUUACUUCCCUGCAAAACUAUUGUAAACUCCGUCUCCUGAGGCAGUUCUUUGUACCUGUGUUAAUGUCAUGCCAUACCAGUGCUUUUCAUGGCUUAUUAAUUAACUUCCACCCACCUGUGGGAACACCUAGCCACUCCCUUUGUCCUCACCUAUCCCAGCCAUUUAUAGCAGCGAUGGGAUGCUAGAAAUAGAGACGCGUACACUAAGACCUGGAGGAGCCUGUAGACGAAAGGAGUAUUGGAGUCGAUUUGCAAAGGAGGUAUUUUCUAGCUCACAGCAGUGAGGCAGCAUGAAAAGCCCUGGGUGCACUUCAAGGUAAGAGGAGAGGGAGGUGAAUGCUAUGGGUGCAGAAUUAAGACAUGGUUUGUAGAAACGUCUGCUUCAGGUAAUCCCUGUAAGUUGUUAAUAGCCGGUGGAGUUAGUUACAGUUUGCUCCAGGGUAGAGAUUAAUUUCGCCGUGAAUGUUUCUUUCCUGUAUUCCAGGUCUUUUAAUUUGAAAGAACCUUGUUAGGUUGACAUGGAGGUGUGUUAUUUUCAGCUUAAGCCAAAUGAACGAGAAGGUUGUCCCAAGCCUUAAAGCAUCCAUAGCAGCACCUCCAAGUGUGACCUGAGAGGUAGUUUUCCAUGUUUUCUUCCUGGCUGGCAGAUGGCACGGCACAGGUCAGAAAGGCAAGUCGAACCUCCAGCGCCAGCCCUGCUGAUAGCUUUGCAAGAUUUUUGGUUUCUGAGAAGAAUUUUGUGCCUUAGCAAUCAGCUCCCAAGUGCUUCCUCAAAGGGCUCCCAGGCUGGUUGCAUGUCUUGCGUGACUUUCAUGCGAUGUUCGAAUAGUGGCUUUCUCUCUUGAACUUUGCAAAAGACUAUAUUAAUGGGGCAAAAAAGUAGAUGGGGACUCUGAUCAUAACCUGCAGCUCUCAGCUAUGUUGGGCUUCAUGCACCGCAGGUGAAAUGCUUCCUUUGCUGUGGUGUGCGGAAGGAAGAAAUCGCUGCAGCCAUGAUCCUGUGUGUCAUGCCCUCCGCGCUCCCGUUGAUACUCCAGGUGGUUACGAAAUCCCUCUGCUUAUGGCUGUAACUGUUUGUUUAAAAGAUCAGCACUGUCUUCUGUAACGCCAGGCAUAUCAAAUGUUUCAUCAUUUUCUGCCUUUGCCUGGGACUCAUCUUCCUGUCAGGAUUCUUCCGUAUGAAGAAUAAAAAUUACAUAAUCUCGAAGAGCCACAAGGAGCUGCUGAUACCUUACAAGCCUUGCCGUGCCAAGACUAAUGUCAUGUUCCUCAAGACCCACAAGACAGCCAGCAGCACUGUCCUGAACAUCAUGUUCAGGUUUGCGGAGAGGUACAACCUCACCGUCGCCCUCCCAGCUGACCAGCUCGUCCACCUGGGCUACCCAAAGACCUUCGUGGCCCACUUUGUGGAGGAAUUUGAAGCCAUAGGACAAAACUACAACAUCAUGUGUAACCACCUGCGGUUUAACCCCUCAGAGGUGAAAAAGGUGAUGGCAGCAAACACCUUCUACUUCUCCAUCCUGAGGAACCCCAUUCGUCUGCUAGAGUCUUCCUACGUCUACUACAAGGACAAUGUCCCUGCCUUCAGGAUCUCCAAGGACGUGAACGAGUUCCUGGCGUCACCCAUGAAGUAUUACCAUCUGGCAGAUUACAAGAAAAACAUGUAUGCCAGGAAUAUCAUGUGGUUUGACUUUGGCUAUGAUAACAAUGCAGAGGACAACAAAAAGUACGUCCAGGCAGUCUUGAAGGAGAUUGAACAGAACUUCCAUCUGAUCUUGAUAUCAGACUACUUUGAUGAGUCCAUGAUCCUCUUGAAGCACACUUUGUGCUGGGAUCUGGAUGACAUGAUUUACUUUAAGCUCAAUUCCAGAAGCCAGGACACUGUCCAGACCUUGACUCCAGAAAGCGAGGAGCGGAUAAAAGUGUGGUGCUCACUGGACUGGAAGCUCUACCUGCACUUCAACCAGAGCUUCUGGAGGAGAAUUGAGGAGACCAUAGGACUCAAGGAGCUGGAGAAGGAGGUGAAUCGCCUGCGAACAAGACAAAAGGAGCUCAUGGAGACCUGUCUCUCGGAGCAGGAGGCAGUGGGGAAGGAUGACAUCAAGAACAAAGCUUUCCUGCCUUUCCAGUCAGGGGCUGCAAAUAUCCUUGGGUACAACCUCAAACAAGACGUAGACAACAUGACUCUCAGAACCUGCCAGAAAAUGGUUAUGCCAGAGCUCCAGUACACGUCCUAUCUUUACACUGUUCAACACCCGCACAAGAAGAGGAAGAUCUUGCCCUUGCCGUGAACCAGUUUCCAGGAGAAGACGCAGCUCCCAACUCCCAACUAGGGCAUGCGACAACCCACUGUGUUUCCCACCGCUUUGCAUCACCCCAUGUCUGGCAUGUGACUGGCCCACAGGACUCUCGUGCAUGAGGGGGAGGCAGGGGGGGAGUUUGUUCUGGACCACCAAGCUGGUGGUGGGUCCCUUUUUGGGGACCUUGAGCCAAAGGCUCUGCAUGGGCCGGAUCCUACGUGAUCCCUUCUCCCCGUUUCCAGGGCGGGGGACAGCCUGCUGCUGCUGAGCGCUGGGUAGGCUUUCAGCUGGCUUAGAUGUUUCUGCCUCUUAAUCAUUAAUCACAGACUUAAUCAUUU
Messenger RNA from Harpia harpyja (harpy eagle), 6366 nucleotides. RefSeq names its product galactose-3-O-sulfotransferase 2 (gene GAL3ST2). Gene Ontology annotation, cellular component: membrane. The record is from RefSeq and is a predicted model, not a curated record. The transcript has 4 exons. Bases 4907 to 6019 code for a protein of 370 amino acids. Gene Ontology annotation, biological process: glycolipid biosynthetic process; glycoprotein biosynthetic process. Gene Ontology annotation, molecular function: galactosylceramide sulfotransferase activity. Lineage: Eukaryota; Metazoa; Chordata; Aves; Accipitriformes; Accipitridae.